Messenger RNA from Mollisia scopiformis, 1146 nucleotides. RefSeq names its product alpha/beta-hydrolase. The record is from RefSeq and is a predicted model, not a curated record. Lineage: Eukaryota; Fungi; Ascomycota; Leotiomycetes; Helotiales; Mollisiaceae. The transcript has a single exon. The annotation marks the transcript as partial.
GACGGCUACUUUGACUAUAAUAUCGCCAAGUUCAUAGGUCUCGCGACCUAUUCCGGAGCAGAGAUAGGCGAAUGUUUCGAGACCGCCCAUCGUAUCAAGGAUGGCGAUUCAAAGAGUUGGGUCCAAGCCUGGGUCAGCACUGCCCGCCGAGUCGAAGCAUACGGAGAAGAGGCCUUGAAAGGGAACCACAAAGUUAGCGCUAGAGAAGCUUUCCUGCGAGCGACAACAUACUACCAGGCAGCAUUCUUUUUCACGCUCCUCAGCGACCCUCGAAAGCCGGAAAUAUAUCAAAAGCAUACAGGUUGCUUCCAAAAGGCCGGAAAGCUGUUCGAUCCUCCCUUCGAGACUCUGUCAAUUCCCUUCGAGGGUCGCUCUCUGUUCGGUUAUUUCAUACGAGGUGGUUCGGAUUCGAAGCCUCGUCCCACUGUACUCAUACAGAUGGGUGCUGAUAGCAGUUCAGAACAGAUAUAUUUCUCUGGUGGGGGCGCAGCAGCCGUGCGACUAGGCUAUAAUGCACUGAUUUUCGAACGUCCUAGUCAAACCGGCACUUACAUGCGCGACAAUUCUCUCCACUACCGUUACGACUGGGAGGUGCCCGUCACAGCAGUGGUAGAUUAUGCUUUGACCAGACCGGAAGUCGACCCGGCAAGGAUUGCUUUGAUUGCGUAUAGUAUGGGGGGUUACUUUGGCCCACGUGCAGUUGCCUUCGAGAAGCGCAUUGCCGCCUGUGUGGUCAGUGGACUUGUACCUGCCAUAAUGAAUCUAGUUAGUCAUUGGACGUCAGCUUUGACAGCCGCAAAUGGCAAUUACAAUCAUGCUCAGGAAUGGCUGCUCUUUGAGCAUAUGCCUAGAUACGGUCUCGUCAAUGGCAUCCACGAUCUCGACAAACUUCUGAAAAUUUGGGAAUCCAUGAACCUCUACGGUCUGGAGGAUAGGAUCACUUGCCCGCUCUUGGUUGUCCAGGCUGCGGCUGAGGGAGAAGAGAACACUAAGAUCGCGAAAGCUUUCUACGACAAAUUGACGAAUCCAAUGAACAAGUGGAGGCUCACUACCGAGACAGACGGAGCAGAGAUUUACUGCCAGAAGGGUAAUGCAAUGCUCCUACAUGCUAUUGAAUUUGACUGGUUAGACGAUGUCUUGGGUUGA